UGCUUUGUUUACAAUAUCUUUGUUCUUUGGUUAUGAAAAUAUUAUUCGCGCUAUUGGUGUUUCAGGAGGUUUCAACAUUUGUACGACAACAAAGAUCCAUACAAGGUAUUUCUAUUGGUUUACCAGUAAUAAUUAUCCUUAAUUUACUAUAUAAACCAUAAGAUGACCAAGUUUAGUUUAAUGUUAAUUUUAAUUUAGUUUUAAAUUUGGUUGCAUAUACAAGCUUGAGCUGUUCCUGUUGGACACGCAAAAACUGAAGUUGAAAAUACGCGUUAGUUAUAAUGAAUCGCACUGUAUAUCUACUAGCUUCCUUCAGUAUGUCCAAGCUUUGAAAUUAGAUGUUGUCGAGGUCUAAUACCAAACUUUUCUAUUAAUUAUUGUGUGAAUUAUUAUUUUUUAUCCAGCUUAUCAAUAAACGUGGGAAUUACUACUUAAGAUAUCGAAAGCCCUCUCCAAUUUUUAUCAAAUUAAUCUUAAGAAUAUUGCAUAUCAUUUUAUUUUAUCACUUUCAUUUAAAUUAGAAAUUGAAAUCAAUAAUAAGUACGGUCAAUCAUUAUACAUUCAAUUACUAUAAGAAACACCAAACAAGACAACGAAUUUGUAAAUAAUUUUUUAAAUAUGUUCAAGUGCAAGCAUACUUCAUUAUUGAUAGUCGCUGCAGUGAAUCUCCUGGCAACCACGGGCGAUAUAACAACGUCAUGGCCGUCUCCGGUGUUUCCAAAACUAUACUCGAACGAUACAAGAAUAAACCCUCUGCCAAAGCCAAUGACAAGAACCGAAGAAUCAAUUAUUGGAUCUAUUCUCAGUAUAGGAGCAUGUAUCGGACCGAUUUUUCUCAAUUUGAUCAUCCAUCCGUUCGGAUAUAAGAAAACUUUAUUGUCUUUAGCCGUUCCGCAUUUUGUGUCAUUUUUAUUGUUGGGCUUUACCAAACGGAUUUAUUAUUUUUACAUAGCUAGAUUUUUAGCGGGGUUGUCAGUUGGUGCUGGUUAUUCACUCUUUUCCGUCUACGUGGGAGAUAUAGCUGAUGAUGAAAAAAGAGGAAGAAUGGUACUUGUUACUAACAUAUUUUGGUCGGCUGGAAGCCUUAUACCACUCGCUAUCGGACCUUAUACAUCCAUAUCAAAUUUCAAUCUGAUUUUAUCCUACUUACCAAUUCUAUAUUUCAUAUUAUUUUUGAUAGUGGGUGCAGAGAGUCCCUACUAUUUGAUGCGAAUGAAAAAAGAAGAAGAGGCCGAAGCUACGUUGAUGUAUAUAAAAGGAUGUGAUAAAAAAGAUGUUGCGGCAGAAUUGCAAAAAAUUUCCGAUUUUAUAGAAUCAAGUAAAGACGCUAAAUUGAGUGAUAUAUUAACGGAUAAGGUUUUGAGGAAAAAUUUGUUACUUUGUUGUACGUUAAUAGCAACACAAGAGCUCGGAGGAUAUUCGUCGAUUUUGUAUCAUUUAGAAUUGAUUUUUCGAUAUGCCGAAUCGAAUAUACCGGCAGAUAAAGCAGCUCUGAUAGUCGGUUUUGUUUUAUUCACAUCGAGUUUCGUUGCUCCUUUUUUGGUAGACGUCGUUGGAAGAAGGCCGUUACUUAUUACUUCGUGUAUUGGUAUGGGAACCUCUUUAGCAUUGUUAGGAUUCUUUUUUCAUUAUCAUAAUACUCAUGCUCAUGUUCACGUUAUUAGAUUCGUACCUCUAUUGAGUUUGGUAUCAUAUAUUAUAAGUUUCAAUGUAGGUAUUAAUACCGUUCCGUGGACUUUGGUUUCCGAAUUAUUUCCUAGCAAAAAUAAACAAGCUGCUUCUUCCAUAGCGACCUCGUUUUCAUGGUGUAUUACGGCUAUCGUUACAUUCAGUUAUAAUUAUUUAGUUACCAGAUUAAGUAUAUUCGGAACAUUCUGGCUUUUUGCUGGGUGGUGUUUUGUCAGUUGUUUUUUCUGUUUUUUCUUCGUGCCUGAAACUAAAGGUAAAAGUUUUACCGAAGUUCAAAGAAUGUUAUAUAAGGAUUCCUCUGUACCUAAACAAGAAGUAUUCUAAGUUGUUCUUAAAAUAUUUCAAACAAAUUCGAAUAUUUACGUACAUUUUAUUGUUCAAGGAAUACCUUGUUGAAGUCUUCUAAGGUAGACUACAGCAUUCUAAAUAAUACAGGCGGAAAUAUAAACAAAAACCGUCAUUCUUCACGGGGCCAGUUGACGUGUCUUUUUAAUUUUUUAGUUCAUUGUGCUAUUCUAGUCUGUAAACUCAAGCACAUUAUAUGAUAGAAAUUGUUGUAAUAUGAAGACUGAUCAUUUAAUAAAUCGUAUUCACGCGCUGAGUAACUAACAUCCCCUUCUUCGACGUUAAUUGCCCUCCCCUUUCCACGCGAUGCUUCUGAUUGACCGAUUUACCUUGAAGAAAAAUCUGCCUAAUGCCGGCCGAUGAUUCAACCCCUUUCAAAGCCUGUGAAUUGACAAAACUCCAAGCUCUUGAUAUUCUAUUAUUUAAUUUAGCAAUUGCGAUGCUAAAUAAUUGAAAUUUAGGGUAUUGCGUUUCAGAACUAUUCGUAAUAACUGGAUAGAUAAUAUGAUGUUAUAAAUAUUUAUUAUUAUAUAAAUAAAUAAAUUAUGAAUAAA
Molecule: messenger RNA, 2588 nt
Organism: Diorhabda sublineata
Lineage: Eukaryota; Metazoa; Arthropoda; Insecta; Coleoptera; Chrysomelidae
Product: facilitated trehalose transporter Tret1-like
Exons: 2
Coding region: 619-2013 (464 amino acids)
Biological process (GO): transmembrane transport
Cellular component (GO): membrane
Molecular function (GO): transmembrane transporter activity
Source: RefSeq, a predicted model, not a curated record